This is a messenger RNA of Sclerotinia trifoliorum, 4824 nucleotides long. NCBI's taxonomy places the organism in Eukaryota, Fungi, Ascomycota, Leotiomycetes, Helotiales, Sclerotiniaceae. The record is from the annotation of a GenBank genome assembly.
GUUUGCGUACGUCAAGGUUUGGUGAGACUGUACAAAGUUUCUUUUCACCAUCACCACUUACCACCACCAUAAUUUCAAACAGGAUCCUAGAUCUUCUCCAUCCUCGAUUCAUCCAAAGAGCAGCAAGUCAAAGAAUCGAUAGUAUCAUAUCUUCUAUUGUUAGAUUUUGUCAAUCGAUUCUUCUGGCUCAUUGCGAAACCCUUUUUCUCUGCGAGUUCUGCUUCUGUAGUUACUUUUUCCCUUGAUUUGCUUGCGUUGCACAAUGAUACUCGACCGUUAAAUUCAACGCGUCUCCGAGGUAAUUUUGCAGUAUCAAAACUAAAUACAGUUGAAGUUUUCAAUCCCGUCAGUAAAGCUACUGCUUCUUACUUGCCGACAAUGUCGGAUUAUCCUUAUUAUGGCGCGGCCUAUGGUAGUCGUGACCAAGCGAACAACCCAUCGUACCCUACCUAUCCUACGCAGGCCCCGUAUUAUCAGCAAGAUGUCGGUCGCGCAGGUCAGCAUGCAAUGACGCAAGGGUAUGAUAAUACAAUGGGAUAUGGAUAUAAUCAACAACUUCCAAACUACAGCGCGCCCGCUAUGCAGAAUAAUAUACCUCAAGUCCCGAUCUUUCAGGGCUGGAAUCAAGAAAAUUCAUCCAUGCCUCAAUACAAUGCGGCACCGCAGGGCAUGCAUUCUUAUGCUGGGUACAAUCAUCAAAACUAUGCUCAAAAUUCGCAGUACUAUGCACCAGUGGCUGCCCCUCAGCCAACUUAUCAUUCUCAAACAACCGUAUAUGGUAACACUGAAAAUCGCGAAAUGAGCGAAGGAGAAUAUGAUGAUACUUCUGCCCGUAUACAUCCAGCACCGCCGAAUACUUCAGCUGGGGCACCAGGUACGAGCCUUUAUCGUGGAAACGAUGGAAAUGGCUAUCACGAUACUGCCCAUCGCGCUGUCUAUCCAACGAGCCGAGAUCCUACUCCUAAACAGCCGCCGACCCUUCGUAAUGGUAAGCCGCUCGAAUCUCUUUUGUCGUCAUUUACUAACGUCCAUUCAAGCAGCCGACUACUAUACUCAACGUCAACUUUCAGACUCAUACUCUCCUUUCGUAGCGCAAAGUGUGCCAACAAUUGAAAAAGCCAAGAAUACUCAGAAUAAAGGCACAGGCGCAGGCAAAGAAGUAUCAGCCAACAAGAAAGGAGGUGCGCAGAAAAAAGAGAAGACCCAUUCACCGGUAGAAGACCGCAGUAAUGCUGCAUCUAAACCUGGCCAGGAAAGUCUUCCAUCUUCCAAAGGCGCGGCAUCAGGUACUGUUCAAAACUCCUACCCUUCCCAAGCCAGUGUCCAUAACGAUACCGUUACUUUUAAAACUGUUGCGGAGGCUCGUAAAAAAGCUGAAGGCGCGAUCCUGAACCUUUGGUCGUAUGAUGUCCGUUUUCCAGCUUAUCUCGAAGAAGGCGUUGAUGAGAAACUCGUGGGGGAAUUGUUCGAUGAGCUUAGGUUGUCGAAAACUGCAUCGAAGACGGUUAGUGCAGCUUCUGCACAAAGCCCCUCCACUAGUAUUUCCUCUGUGCCUACAGCAGCCGUUCCUGCCCCAAGUGGUCAGUCGAAUGGGCAGUCCUAUGCACAAAACUCCAAUGCAGACAAGGUUAAGCAAGCUUUAACGAAUGGAGCAGUAUCUGCUCCUCCUGCAACGGCUCAACCGCCGAAGAGUGCAGCUGCUGUUGAGAAAGAAAAAACAAUGCAAGCCAAGAUGGACGCACUCAGAAAAUCGAGAGCCGAGCGAGCUCAGAAGAACGCAGCAAAGUCUGUCGCAACUCCCACUACCAACCCCCCCAAUCUACCUCCCCAAGUAAAACCGGCCGUAAUUCCCGGAUUGCUUACUUCAGUUUCAACGCCUACUUCGUCUACGCAAAAAGUUAUUGAAAAUAAUAAGGUUGGUAUUACGGACACUAGUAGCUCAAUUCAAGUUCCAGCUUUGACAGUCGCGACACAAUUUCCCAACUCCAGUGCACCGCCUUCAACAAUUCUUCAGGCCUCUCAAAAGAUUCCAGGUCUAUUCUUGGCUUCUUCUGCGCCCACCCCACCAUCCUUACAACAACCCAUCAUGCUAAUACCCUCUUCUAAUGGGCAGCGCAAACGCCCCGUGGCUGCUGACUUUGAUGGACCCUCUGCACCGGCCACGCCAUUUAAGCGACCAUUUGGUCAAAGUCGUAGCGAGCAGAAACCUUUCGUUCUUUGUGUCAGCGAAGAUGAGGAUGAGUCUGAUGAAGAUGUGGAAAUGGAGUUGGAAUCUCAGGCCGAUGCCGAUUCACCUGUUCAACCCGCUCGAAAGCUAUCUGAACAAAAGGCACUCCCUACUGCGUCCUCCUUCCUUCCACCAAAACCAUUUACACCUCCUCCUAUAUCGUCAGCGAGCACCUUGCCCACAUUGCAAUCUUCUAUCAAGCCACAUCCUGAGGAUCUUCGACGGAAGGAAAGCGAAAUCGAGCAGUUGAAGAGAAAGAUUGCUGAAGCCGAAAUGAGAAAGGCAAACAAGAGAAGUAGCAGUGGGGCGCAAACUCCAGUCAACAACAUCACAGCCAGCAGCAGUAAUACUGCUAUUGUGGUCAAUAAAGCCGAUUCAUCAAUCGUAAUGCAGAAGGCAACCGACGUUCCUAAGGAUAAGACAAAGUCUGACCAACAGUUAGCUGCAGUUCAAGCGGCCGAGCUUCAAAAAGCGGCCGAUGUGCGAAAAGCAGAGGCUGAAACCAAACGACUUCGACGUGAAAGAAUUGCGAGCGCCAUUCCCCGUGUUGAUGCUGAAACUUUACAGAACCAAUUGAAACUCGAGGCACUUCGUGCUGAAACUGCACGAAUCGAAGCUGCAAUGCAGAAGAAUCUCCAGGACAAGCAAAAGUUGGUCGAAGAAAUGGAAAGACUGGGUCAAGAAACAGAUCAGCAGUUGCAGGAGCAAAAGGAAAAGUUGGAGAGCCUUACUCGUGAAGAGACAAAGGAUAAUUCAGGUAAGUGUACUCUUAUGGUUUCUGUGCUUCCCAACGCAGGAGCUCACAUUUCCUUAGCUCUGCCACCACAUUCAGCUUCUGCUCAACCAGACCGCGAGCCAGAACCGCCAGCUCUCGCCGAGUCUGAGCCAAAAUCAGCGUCAGUUCCCAUGGAACUCGAUGACCAAGUCGAUGACUCCCGUGACGCAGUACAACAACAAUCUGAAGAACCAAACAGUACUUAUGUUGAUGCUACAUCUUCGAUUCCUGUGGUUCCCACCCAAGUUGAUAACGACAAAGAUACAGCACAAGAGAUUAUCGAAGAGCGUUCUUCCGAGAUCAAGGAAACAUCCAAAACCAACCAAGACCUUGAGGCAGCACUUCAAGAGGCUGUGCGCGCGGACGCAGACUUUGUUGGCCCCAGUGAUACGGAAAUGGAGGACGGCAAUGCUAAUCCGGUACAAGUCGCCGAAGCAAAGGUUACACUCGAUGAACAGAAUGCAAGCUCCGAUUAUUCGCCGGUCCUAGAACGUUCUCAGCUACUUGGAGCUUCCUCAAUUGCCGACCCUCCUGAAAUGUUAGAGAUCUUGGAGAUGGUUGACAUCGAAUCGGAUAAUUAUGAGCCACCAGAAGCCACGCCGCCUGCAGAUGAGACCUUGUCGGUGGAAUCCUCUCCAUUUAGUCCCGCUCCACCAGAUUCCGUCAUCGACAAAGCCGAAGGUAUUGAAUUAGCGGAGAUGUCAAAUGGUAACUCAACUGAUGCUGAAGCUAUCUCUAACGAUUUAGAACAAGGCCUGCCAGCGGAAAAUGGUACCGUCCCUCAGCUAACAGAAGUAAAAGUCUUCCCCGUUCUUGGUGACGAUCCCCAGACUGACAGUAUCACAGGAACCAGCUUCCAGCAACUCUUGUAGCCCAAGCUUCUUCUCGCCAUAUCAAAGCCCUUUAAAAACCUUUCAUGCAUAUCGAUUUCAUCCAGAAUAUAAGCAACAGAUUCCGGGGGGGCUGAGGUCUCUGACCUAUACUAAUAAGAUUGACGCGAAAAAAGAAUUGUGUCGAUACGAAGUAAUGGGAGGAACAUGCAAUGAUGAUACUUGUGAAUUUCAGCAUUUUAGAGAAAUGGGACUGCCUGGUGCGUCGGUAGUUCCAGCCAGCAUAAUCUGAGCUCAUCCUUGAGUAUCCCUUUCGUCCCCUUGGCUAACGUUUCUUUUGACAGAUGAUGUCCUGCUUCAGAAACUGGGUUCCCCAGACGAGUUUGAAGGAGAGCAGCGAAAUAAGUUUAUUGAAGGUUUGAAAGCAGUGCUUUCAGGCCUGCGAGCAAGAAAGAUCAACGACUUUGACACUCUUGCCUCGGAAAUUGUUGCACAUCGUGCAAAAUUCUUGGGCGAUUCAUCUAAGGUACUCAGCCUCGAAGGCACGACGAUCUAAAACAGCUUACCUACAGCUGCCUGGACAAUGAACUUGUAAAUCUCUCAACCAUUUCCCCUACACUUUCUCUUGCCAGUGACCUGGUCAGGCUUGGUAUCAAUCUAAAUAAUCUUCUUAUUGGUGCGAACGCCGGGGACGGCAACAUCUCACUCUAAUGGGAUCAUUUUAUUUCCUUUAUCUUCCUUUUGCUGGACCUUAAAUAUCAACGGACAACGACUUUGCAUGGAUGCAGUUGCAUGGAAAAGCUGGUGUUUUCGUGUUAUGUCUACGAUACCCUGUCUGAUGAAAUAAAAAAAGAGACCUGGGGAAGUGCGUCCAGUGGGUGCAAGCAGUGUGUUUUCUGGAAUUAUAAUUUCCUUUUGACACUAAAAGACAAAACCUGCGGUAAAUGUUCUGCGAACUAGCUAGUUAUUUAUAGCAUUAUAAUUGACUAAUA